Molecule: messenger RNA, 393 nt
Organism: Diversispora eburnea
Lineage: Eukaryota; Fungi; Glomeromycota; Glomeromycetes; Diversisporales; Diversisporaceae
Source: the annotation of a GenBank genome assembly
AUGGCAUCAGGACCAGUUGGUGGAGGAUUUAUCAGACACCGAAGACUUUGGCGUUUUUUUUCGGUUGAUCCAGAAAUUUAUCCAUUAAUUGGAUUGCUUUCUGUGAUGUUCGCAUCAGCUGGUUAUAUGAUGGGGCGUAAAGCCACCAAUAACGAAGAGAAUAAUAUUUUGAAAGCCUCACAAGCAUAUCCUUGGCAACAUAUUAAUGAAGAAGGAAGACCUGGUGAUGGUAGGAAUCAUGAAGGAAAAGAUUACAAAUAUCGCUAUCAUGCAAACAGUGAUCCUAGCCAACCAACAUAUACUGCUCCGAGCGCAGUAAACGAACAUAGAAUUCGUCUCAGAUUAUCAAAAGAUGUGGCAGAAAAACUUCCAAAAAGUAUGGUCGUCGAUUAA